Messenger RNA from Paramecium pentaurelia, 625 nucleotides. NCBI's taxonomy places the organism in Eukaryota, Ciliophora, Oligohymenophorea, Peniculida, Parameciidae. The record is from the annotation of a GenBank genome assembly.
AAUGUAUAUAAAUACUUCACACACUCCAGACAAAAAAAAUUCCUAUUUGAACAAAUUUAAUAAAAAAAGAAUCUAAACAACAGAUAAAGAAAACAAGUAUAUCUUAUCAUUUAUCAAUUUAGAGUUUAGAAUUUGAGUAAUCAGAGCACAAAUGAUGAUUGUAAAUCUUAAUGUGAUAGUGUUGAUUAUUAUCGUCACGAAAAUCAUGAACUUAAGAGACUAGUUUUUUAAUUGAAAUUUGAAAUGUAGAUUAUUUAUAAAAUUAUUUCAUAGGAAAUCUCAAUUAGAAUCAUGUUUGAUUGAGUAAAAACUUAACUUAAAAUCUGUAGUUUAAAAAUAUACAUCUUUUAUUGAUGAGCUAAUGACUCAGAAAAAUUAGGCUAGUUCAGAGUGUGAUGAUUGGAAGUAAAAAUGUGAAUAGCAAUAAUAAAUUAUUGAAUAAUAGAGAUAAUAAAUUUAUAAUCAAUCAUAAAUUAUUCAAUAGAAUUUAUUCACAAUCCAACAUAUUUAGCAAGAAUAUCAAUUGGAGUUAAUAUAAAACUAAAUGGAAGUUCAAUAAAUCAUGAAUUUAAAAGAUUAAACUAUCGAUGAAUUAAACUAAAUAUUUUUAUAAUAAUAAUAAUGA